AAUUGAGAAAAUAAAGAAUAAGAUCUACGCUUGUUAAAAACUAUUACGGAUUUCCAUCCUCGCCAUUCGUGGAGACGUGGAUAGGAUGGGAUUCCAACCCCACGGGGCCCGUUGCACCCCUAAGACUCUCAUGGCAGAUUUGACUGGGUACCAUCCUGGGUCAAUCUCGGGCCGGAACGGAACAGCCAAGCAGCCGCCCCAUAUACCUUAUGGUAGUAGAGUUUGGAUCUCUUUCCUCCGUCCCUGAUAGUUUGGCAGGGUUUUACCCUUAACUUGGUGAGGUGAGUACUCCUCGCACGAUCUUGAAAACUCAUGAGCUUUCAUCUAUUAUUUUGGAGUACCGAAAGGAGUGCUACGGGGAUUCUGUGCUGCGAUCUUUAACAAGAGAACCUAGGAGAAGUGACCAUCUUUCCAUGAAUAAUGGCAGAAUCGAAUUCGAGCACUGCCUUUUUCUUGACAGUGGACCAUUAGUUGUGAGGGGAAGGACCAUGUGGAAGCCAAGAUAGAGCAACUACGUUCAAAAUUGGUGAUAAGUAAUGCAGUAAAGAAUUGUUAUUUGGAACUGCUGCUUGUUAUGUAGAACAUGAAUAACAAUGCCCUUGAAGUUGUAGACAUAAAACAUAUUGGGUGCAAUUCACCUU
This is a messenger RNA of Rubroshorea leprosula, 641 nucleotides long. NCBI's taxonomy places the organism in Eukaryota, Viridiplantae, Streptophyta, Magnoliopsida, Malvales, Dipterocarpaceae. The record is from the annotation of a GenBank genome assembly.